Molecule: messenger RNA, 2410 nt
Organism: Puccinia graminis f. sp. tritici CRL 75-36-700-3
Lineage: Eukaryota; Fungi; Basidiomycota; Pucciniomycetes; Pucciniales; Pucciniaceae
Exons: 21
Coding region: 20-2410 (796 amino acids)
Biological process (GO): mismatch repair; reciprocal meiotic recombination
Cellular component (GO): nucleus
Molecular function (GO): ATP binding; ATP-dependent DNA damage sensor activity; mismatched DNA binding
Source: RefSeq, a predicted model, not a curated record
GGAAAACAGUGGUGCAUAAAUGUCCACAAAUACAUCGCGGCCCCAUACGAGGCCAGAAACCGUCGAUCAUAAUCCGAGCGAGCAGUUAGGCUCAUGGAUCGUUGCCGUGACCGAGAGUCGUGGCGUUGGGCGGGAGGUGGGCAUCGUCGGCUUCGAGUUCGAAUUUGGUCAAGUCGUACUCUCUCAAUUAGCGGACUCUCAAACCUACGCCAAAACAAUUCAUUGGCUUCGUCAGAGGCCACCAUCGAACUUGCUUCUAGUAGCACCUGCUUCACCGCAUGCCUUGACCAUCUUACACACUACUCUUAAACAUCUUUUCCCAACCGUCCCUCUGACUGUUCUUCCCCGAGCUAGCUUUGCCUCCGAAAAAGGUUACAAUCUCCUCCAAGAGUUCUGUUCACCUGGGCCACAAUCAGACGCAACGCUUGCUGAAGUCAGACAAAAGUACUACGCCCUCGGAGCGGCAUCGGCAGUGAUUGACUGGAUCCACAAAAGGUUCAUUCAAACUGGAAAGUCUCACUGGGAAAAACACUCGUUGAAUGUCAAAUGGCUCAGUGUUGAAGGGUGCAUGUUGAUCGACCGCAAUACCGCCCUAGAUUUAGAGUUGAUCAACAAUGCUGUUUCCUCCAAAUCUAAGCAGAGCCUCUUUGGUUUGCUAAAUCACACGUACACGCCCAUGGCCAACCGUCUGCUUCGAAGUAACUUACUUGCGCCCCCUACAGAAAUCGAAGUGAUUGACGGAAGGCUUGAUGCUGUUCAGGAAUUAAUCGAGUUGGAAGACUCCUUUUUCAAUCUUCGCAAAUCUCUAAAACUUUUGACUCAAAUAGAUCUCGACAAGCUUAUAGGCGGUAUUAAUUCGACUGAACUUGCUAGCAACAGAUCCAAUCCGUCCUUAGCAAUAACCAAAAAACUCGAGCUUUUGAAGUCACUUCGAACGAUUCUUCAAUCUCUGAAUCCGAUUCGGAGUGCAUUAUCAACCUGUUCUAGCGAGCUCCUCCGGCUAGCUUCAAAUAUCUUCGAAGAUCCCUUUUUGGAUGAAAUUUCUUCAGUCCUCGAACUCCGCGUGAAUGAAGACUCGUUUCUUGGAGUUCAAAAGGGCAGUCUCGCCAAGCAAAACGUCCAUGCCUACGCCAUCAAGACUGGUGUUGAGAACCAAUUGUUGAAUGUGGCAAGAGAAACGUACAAGGAAAAUCUAUCAGAUGCAAUGGCGAUGUGUGAAGCUUUGAAGGAGGAACAUCAUUUACCUAAGUUACAAUUUAUCUUCGAAACUAGGGCUGGUUUCAUGUUGCAAAUCAAAAAAGAUGACCUGCGAGGCACCAGUAACGAUACGACCGAUCAUCCUGAUGGCCUUCCGAAAGUCUUCACCAAUAUCGUAAAAAAGGGCAAAACCUUGCAUUUUACCUGCUUGGAUUUGAAAAAGAAAAAUCAGCUUAUCAUCAACUCUUAUCAGGAGAUAUGUCUCUUGAGAGUGUUGGACGGAAUUUUUGAAGAAUUCAAGAAACGAGUCUCGACCUUUUUCAGACUGUCUGAAGCCAUUGCUUUACUCGAUAUGCUGGCCAGUUUUGCACAUGUGGCGAGCACUCGAGAGUAUGUUCGACCGGAGUUCACCGAUACUCUGGCAAUAAGUGAUGGUAGACAUCCUAUAAAAGAGCUGUUUGAUUCCGAGAGUGACGAGUUCGUGCCAAAUGACACAUAUGCCAACGAGUCCUGCUCUUUUCAAUUGGUUACGGGACCUAAUAUGAGCGGAAAGUCAAUAUUUCUACGUCAGAUUGCCCUGAUGGUGGUUAUGGCUCAAGUGGGAAGCUUUUGCCCAGCAAAAUACGCGUCGUUUCCUAUAUUUGAUGCCCUGUUGACCUGCCUCUCAAAGAAUGAUGACAUUGAAGCAGGACUAUCGACCUUCUCUUCUGAGAUGAAGACGUUGUCGGGUAUACUUUCAUCAAUGGCGGUGUGUAGGAACUCUCUCAUAAUUAUAGACGAACUUGGACGAGGCACAUCUCCCCUUGAAGGAGUCGGAAUUGCACAUGCGUUUAGCGAAGAAAUAAUCAAAGCGAAAUCUUUCUGCUUCUUUGCUACCCAUUUUAGGGAACUCUCUUUGACGCUGAGUGUCUAUCCCAAUGUAGCCUGCCUUCACUUGGAGACCAUAUUGAGCAAGCAAGAAGCAGCAGUUGGUUUAAAGUUUCCGCACAAAGUUCUGGGUGGUACUGUGAAGAAUGGAGGCUAUGGUAUUGAGCUUGCUUCAAUUGCUGCCUUACCUCACGAUGUCAUGAGUCGUGCUAAACAGAUCUCCGAAGAGAUGUCAGGCCUAAGUACUGAAGUGGAGAAAAAUAGUACAACAAACAAAGUGUUGAGAAGGCGCAAAGUACUUUUGGAGGUAUGUAUCAUUGCAGACCCCCUGUGGUUAAUCACAUAA